AUGAGCCACUUGCUGGCCUCUCCCCGCUCUCUGUCCUCACCCUCCCUCCCCCCCCCCCCCCCCCCCCGUGAGACCCAGGGGACCCUCUCCCUCCACCCCUUCCUUCCUUUCUCUCCCGCAGCCAAGAUCCUGGGGAAGGUGGGCGAGAGCCUAAGCCGGAUCUGCUGCGUGCGCCCCCCCGUGGAACGCUUCACCUUCGUGGACGAGAACGCAAACCUGGGGACGGUCAUGCGGUACGAGGAGAUCGAGCUGCGGAUCCUGCUGCUGUGUGGGAGCGACCUGCUCGAGUCCUUCUGCAUCCCCGGGCUCUGGAACGAGGCCGACAUGGAGGUGAUUGUCGGGGACUUUGGGAUCGUGGUGGUCCCCCGGGACGCCGCUGACACCGACCGCAUCAUGAACCACUCCUCGAUCCUCCGCAAAUACAAAAACAACAUCAUGGUGGUGAAGGACGACAUCAACCACCCCAUGUCCGUGGUGAGCUCGACGAAGAGCAGGCUGGCCCUGCAGCACGGGGACGGCCACGUGGUGGACUACCUGGCCCAGCCGGUCAUCGACUACAUCCUGCAGAGCCAGCUCUACAUCAACGCCUCGGGCUAGCGCCGCCUGCUCUCUCGGACUGUGCUCGGCCCCGCCCCCGACCCCGCCCCGCGGGCCCCGGCCGGGGGCAGCUGGGGGAGCGGCCCCCCACGCUCCGGCCUGCCCUCAGCAUGCCCUGGGCCGGCCGCCCCCCUCCCGCCUUUCGGUUCCGUCUCUUUUCCUUUGGACCUUCCUCCGGGCCGGGCGUCGCUCCCCAGAGAACCCACAUGACGUCCGCGUCGUGGCUCUGUCUGCGCGUGGGUGGGGCCGCGCCAGCCCCGCACUGGCCGGAGGGUGAGGCCUCCACCUCCUCCUCCUCCUCGGCCCCGGAGUCCCCGCACACACACCACACACACCACGGGUCACGGUGUACAUGCCGCACACACGCACACGCACACACAAUGCACGCACACGCACAUAGCUGUGUACACACAUGCACACGCAUACGCUGCACACCCCCAUGUGUACAACUGUGCACAUGCACAUGUAUACACACUCACUGCACACACAUGCACACACACAUAUACACGGCAUACACCACAUAAACAACAGUGCACACACAUAUACACACUGCACACCCUCGUGUACAUAGUAUAUGUGUAUGUGUACAUGUACACAGUAUAUAUAUACACAUGUACACAGUAUAUAUAUACACACAGUAUAUGUAUACGUGGAGCACACACAAACCCCACAUGUACACAGUAUACACAUGCACAUGUAUACACACUGCACACACACCACAGAUACACAGUAUACACACGUGUAUACAUACUGCACACACCACACACCCCACAGAUACACAGUAUACACGCUGUACACACAUCUACACACUGCACACACCACACCCCCCACGGAUCACAGUGUCAACACUGCACACACACAUGCACGCACAUGUAUACACAUUGCACACAUCCACAAAUACACAGUAUACACACAGCACCCCCCACAUAUGCACACUGCACACACACACCCUGCAUGUACACAUUGCACACACACUGCAUAUACACACUGCACACACCACACAUUCAUGCACGCAUAUGCCACGUGAACACACGCUUCACCUACAGACAUACCACAUUUGCACACCCCGUCCACCCCAUACACCUGUAGACACGUCACAUAUACAUACUGUACCUACUACAAGCACCCCACAUAUACAUAGCUGUACAUACAUGGCACUGUGUAUACCACAUGCACACACUGUACACAUAUGCCACUUACAUACUCUGUACCUAUCAGACUGGCACAUAUACACACACAGUACACACAACAUACUGUACCAAUGCACAUAUAUGUGCACACAUAAGCCUCACUCAGCACACACUCACACACUCACACACGCACCCACCCACGGGGCCAGGCGGAGGUGAGGGGUCCGCAGUGAGACCCAGAUCCAACCGCGGGCUGGUGAGGGGGCUCUGAAGGGUCGGGCGCCCCCCGGCCCCCGGAGCUGAGGCCCCGCCUGGCCCUGGGCCAGCUCCGCAGGGCCUCGGGGGUCCCCGGAAGACUGAGGCGCCCUUGCCCGCAUUCCUGCCACUGCGAACACGACCACGCAGUCCUCGCUGAAAUAAAACAUGCCAGGAAUGUGUGUGCCCUGGA
Molecule: messenger RNA, 2175 nt
Organism: Sorex araneus (European shrew)
Lineage: Eukaryota; Metazoa; Chordata; Mammalia; Eulipotyphla; Soricidae
Gene: NMNAT2
Product: nicotinamide nucleotide adenylyltransferase 2
Exons: 6
Coding region: 1-597 (198 amino acids)
Biological process (GO): NAD+ biosynthetic process
Cellular component (GO): Golgi apparatus
Molecular function (GO): nicotinamide-nucleotide adenylyltransferase activity; nicotinate-nucleotide adenylyltransferase activity
Source: RefSeq, a predicted model, not a curated record